UUUUAUCGUAAAGGGAAAAUGAACAUAACUUCCACAUCGUUUUGUACUAUUAAUUCCAUUUAUUCCGAGAUUUGAAUAAUAUUAGAUAAUAGUAAUAUUCUUGUUCAAAAGGUGUAAUCCUUCUGGAGCAAGAGGAACUCUGUCCCAAGUCAAAAUGAAACACAAAAUCCUACAAAAUGGUAAGAUUUGAUUGCACAAUUACAGGGUCUAUAUUUUGCAUAGGCUUCUACAAUGUUGUAGUACUCUGACUUUAUUUCACUUUGAUCUUAUGGGUUGCAUUUUCUUGCAGUCACUGAUGGACGGAUUGUAUUAUUGGACCCUCCAGAAGCACACAGUCUGGGACAUUGUGUGAAGCAAUGUGAAUAAUAUUCAAUUUAAAUUUUCAGGACAUGAAGAAAUGAUGAGUGCUUUAGUGCAGAAACCUUAAUAAAAGCGAUUCUGACAUCAUAAAUUCUCUCUGCUCUCUUUUGAUCAGCAGAGGAUGUUUUUUUUGAUACAUGUCCAAGUCCAACUUCUGAUUGGAUGACUGCCAAAUGUAUUCAUUAUGGUAAGCAGACAGAGCCUUAUAUCAGACAAGACUGUGUAAAAUGCUGAGGCGGGGAAAGUUACUCAACCAGCCUGAAAAGGUAUAAUAUUACAUGGUAUUAUUUGUAAUGAGUUUAUGCAGAGCAAAUGUUGUCUUUUUGCACAUUGAACUGUUAAGUUUUGUUUUUCUUUUGAUUGUUGCUGUUAAUUAAAAAUGUUUUGCAGGAAAACAAGUACAGUAUGGCACCAGAGAUUACUGUCAACGUCAGUGCUGCUGACCACAUACCCCUGUGUUAUGAAUUAGAUAAGAGGUUUUACAUAUUGAUAAACAGUACUUCAACCGUAUGUGUUUUCUUAUAUGUUUUCCUUGGCUGCUUAUCAGUUGUUAUUGUAUGUGGAAAUCUUUUCAUUAUAAUCUCUAUUAUUUACUUCAAGCAGCUCCACACUCCUACAAACUCUCUAAUCCUCUCGCUGGCUGUGGCUGACCUGCUGGUUGGGCUGCUAGUGUUUCCCUUCAACACCAGAUUAACUGUGAGCUUCUGUCUUGAUCGUGGGCAUUUAUAUUGCAAACUACGAAACGCUUUUGAUGUAACACUGAGCACAGCUUCCAUUUUGAAUUUAUGUUGUAUUUCUAUUGAUAGAUACUACGCAGUGUGUCAACCUCUCACCUACAGAGCUAAGAUGAAUUUUCAUGUUGUUGGUACUAUGAUUCUGAUGACCUGGACUGUUUCCGUUGUAGUUUCUGUUUUAGUUUCAGAAUUUAAUUAUGAAAAGUGUGAAAAGUCCUGUCUAAUUGAUAUUUUACUUGCAAAUAUUUUGGGAGUUAUUUUUUCCUUUUAUGUCCCAGUGGUCAUAAUGUUGUGUAUAUACCUAAAGAUUUUCCUUGUUGCACAGAGGCAGGCACGUAGUAUACAGAACAAGAGCUGUCAAAUGAGAACAUUUGGAUCGACUGUGAGUAAGCUGGAAAGAAAGGCCACUAAAACUCUCGCUACUGUUUUGGGAGUUUUUCUCAUGUGUUGGACUCCUUUCUUUCUGUGUGUUAGCUUCCAGCUUUUACACAGUGUCUUGGUGCCAGACUCAGUGUUUGAAACCCUCAACUGGUUUGCAUUGUCUAACUCAAUGCUUAAUCCUUUUAUUUACGCUUUCUUCUACAGCUGGUUCCGAGCAGCUUUCAGAAUCAUUGUUUCUGGAAAAAUAUUUCAAGGUGAUUUUGGUAACACAAAACUGACUUAGCAUAUUGUUUGAAAACCUGAAAUAACACACAGUUAUAACAAACUUAUAAAAUUAUUAACAGUAAAAAUUAAGCCAUUUAUCCCUGCUGUUUGUUUCCAUGUAUUUAAUCAACACAGAGGCUUUUUCCCUUUACUCUUUCUUAAAGGAUCAAUACUUUUGAUGCUAAUGUUAAAAGUAGCUGGAUACAAAAAAUUACUUAGGCUUUUUUUUUACAAAAUUUAUUUGAUUUCUUUAUGCUUUGCAGUUACUCAAUUCUCAGUGAACAGAUAAGGUUUGUCAUAGGUAAUUUAAUGUGCAUUUAUGCAGUUCUGAGCUAAUAAAUUUUGUAUAUAAUAAAUGUAACUGAAGUGUGUUUGAUUGAUCUUGCAUUUGUGCAGCUUAAGUAAAAGAUGAGGUCAAUUAAAAUAAGCAAUUUUAACCAAUGUUGGAAUGUUUGUAAUGUGUGACUGCAACAUGUAUAAACUGCUGGAUGACAAGUAGCAGUUAUUAUUCAUUAUUACUAUUUGUAUUACUAUUUAUGUUUUUAUUAAACAUACAUGUAUACUGUGUAUAUAUACAUAUGUCUCAGGUGACAGCCUAUAUUUAAAAUGUAUAUUUUCAGUUAAUGAUGAUGAAUCUAUUGUGGUUAAUCCUAAAUUAUGACAAAUGUAACGCAAAAGGUUUUGUCUACAGAUCUGAAUAGUAAAUGUAUGAUGCAUUCUGAAAUUUAAAAAGUGUAAAAUAUGCAACU
Messenger RNA from Betta splendens (Siamese fighting fish), 2488 nucleotides. RefSeq names its product trace amine-associated receptor 1-like. Gene Ontology annotation, molecular function: G protein-coupled receptor activity. Gene Ontology annotation, cellular component: membrane. NCBI's taxonomy places the organism in Eukaryota, Metazoa, Chordata, Actinopteri, Anabantiformes, Osphronemidae. The transcript has a single exon. The record is from RefSeq and is a predicted model, not a curated record. The coding region runs from base 766 to 1758 and encodes 330 amino acids. Gene Ontology annotation, biological process: adenylate cyclase-activating adrenergic receptor signaling pathway.